AUGGUCCUCCUUACGACAACCCCGUCAAUUCUCUCCGCAAUCUCGCUCCUCCCCCAAGACUCUCCCCUUCGCAGCUCUCCCCUCUCCUCUGACACCGAGCUUUCCCUCCCCACCAAUCUAGACACGCCCAUCUCGCACAAGACCCUCAUACGCCUCUCCCAAGCCCUUCGCUCCCUCCCCAGGCCCUCCCCAAGAAUAACAACAACAACAACAAUCAACCCUCAACAAGCAUCCUUCACCCUAAACAACCUACUCUACAACACGCGCCCCUAUCACCCUCCCGCACCCCCACCACCCAAACCAACCCCCGAAUACCUCGCCCUAAAAUUCCGCCUGCUCGCCGAAGCCCAACAACGCGAAUACAACGCCCUCCUCACCUCCGCUGAGAGACCACCCUCCCUCCUCGAUCACUCGUCUCCGGAUAGGGAUGCUGACCCCAUCUCCCCCUCCCUAGUCCUCAACAUCGCUCUCUCCAUCCUUCUGUGCGCCUUCUCCGUCUUCUAUGCCACGCGACACUGGCCCAACGACGGCGUUCGCGUCUUGCUUUCUUUGGGCGCUGGGAUUGUCGUCGGGGUGGCGGAGACGGUGGUUUAUGCGGCAUAUACGAGGAACGUGGAGACCGCUAGAAGGAAGGAGGGGGCGAGGAGGGAGGUUAAGAGUGUUCUUGUUGUGGAGAAGGCUGGGAUGGGUAGUGGGAAACGAAACGAGGGUGUUAAGGGGGAGGAGGAACAGGAGGAGAUUUGGGGGAAAGGGGUCAAUGGUGGAGUGAGGAGGAGGGUCAGGGAGAGGUGGGAGAAGGGAGAAAGGAAGCUGGAAGAGAAGAUGGAGAGGGUGAAUGGGAAGAAGUGA
Messenger RNA from Endocarpon pusillum Z07020, 849 nucleotides. RefSeq lists its product as uncharacterized. The record is from RefSeq and is a predicted model, not a curated record. Lineage: Eukaryota; Fungi; Ascomycota; Eurotiomycetes; Verrucariales; Verrucariaceae. The transcript has a single exon. Gene Ontology annotation, biological process: vacuolar proton-transporting V-type ATPase complex assembly. Gene Ontology annotation, cellular component: endomembrane system. The coding region runs from base 1 to 849 and encodes 282 amino acids.